This is a messenger RNA of Sorex araneus (European shrew), 2561 nucleotides long. RefSeq names its product testis specific serine kinase 3 (gene TSSK3). The record is from RefSeq and is a predicted model, not a curated record. Gene Ontology annotation, molecular function: ATP binding; tau-protein kinase activity; protein serine/threonine kinase activity. Lineage: Eukaryota; Metazoa; Chordata; Mammalia; Eulipotyphla; Soricidae. Gene Ontology annotation, cellular component: cytoplasm. The transcript has a single exon. Gene Ontology annotation, biological process: protein phosphorylation; intracellular signal transduction; microtubule cytoskeleton organization. Bases 1579 to 2160 code for a protein of 193 amino acids.
UUUGGCGCGGCUGCUGCGGGGGUAAGGUAGGGGCACGGCCCAUUUUGGCCAAGGGUCACACAGCAUUUACAUCAUAAUUGGGUAGUUUAAAAAUGUCUGGCCCUCUCCCUCCCCUGCACCCGCGGCUGCUGUGUGGAGACGGAGAAUGUUCUAGCGCUGGGGGCGGCUGCGGAUGAAGUCCUUGGGGGGAAAAGGAGCAGGCCAAGGGCGAUGGUGGAGUAGAGCUGCCUCGCAGAGGCAGCAUGAGCUGAGAGGGUGACGGGAAGGAAGGAGGCGCUGGACAGCAUGGAGGACUUUCUUCUCUCCAAUGGGUACCAGCUGGGCAAGACCAUUGGGGAAGGGACCUACUCAAAAGUCAAAGAAGCAUUUUCCAAAAAACACCAAAGAAAAGUGGCAAUUAAAAUUAUAGACAAGAUGGGAGGGCCAGAAGGUGAGCUGGGUUCUCUGGGGAGGAAGGGUGGGCUGUGGCGCUGGUGGUGUUGCCUCUAUAGAAGGGUCCUUCUCCCCCUCCCCUUUAAUCUGGAGCCACAGGAAGCCAGGUUUGGGCUCUGGUCAGUGGGGAACAGGAGGCUGGGAGUCCACCUUCCUCUGGAGCCCCAGGAUCAGAAGUGACCAGGGCGGGGUGGGGCGGGGGGGAGGGGGGAGAGACAGUAGAGCAGGUAGAGAGCACUCGCGUUGCAUGUGGCCAACCCAGGUUCCAUCCCCAGCAUCCUGAAAGGUCCCUAGAAGUAAUUCCUGAGCACAGAGCCAGGAGUAAGCCCUGAGCAUCACCAAGUGUGGCCCAAAAACAAAAGAAAGAAAAAAAGUGUGAGAGGGGCUGGAGCGAUGGUACAGUGGGUAGAGUUUGCCUUGCAUGCUGACGAGCAAAUGUGGGUUUGAUCCCUGGCAUCUCAUAAGGCUUCCCAAGCCCCGCCAGGAGUGAUCCUUGAGCACAACAUCAGGAGUAAGCCCUGAGCACCGCUGGGUGUGACCCCAAACAAAGAUUAGAGGUAGAAUCCUCCCCUUGCAUGUGUGGAUCUGAGUUCCAUUAAGAAGCCUUUUCUAUUCCAGAGGUCAGGGCCAGGGCUAGCAGAGCAGGGGACAGGAGCUGUGCCAAAGCAGUUAGAUGGAAAAAAAAGAUAGGGCUCAAGGAAAGAAGUGUGGGUCAAGAGGAGGGGUGGAAGGGGUUGGCUCACCUCACUAGCUUGAUCACGCCUCCUGACGUGAGUCAAUGGCAUUGUCUGAAAGUCCCCAAAGCAUUUUGAUACCCAUGAUCUCACAGGCUGCUGACCUCGAGGUGAGCAGGGAGCAGUUCCUUUGAAUAAUGCAUUAACUCCAGAAAUAAUAGAGAUGAACGUUUGCAAGGUGAAUAUCCCAGCAGGUAGACAUUUAAAAAGGGACCACGGCCCACAACCCAGACCAGGUGGGCAGAGGCAGAAGAAAGAGAAGGCAGGAGACAGGGCUGAGUAGAUGAGUGCGUCCUGGAUUUGACACCCUCUCUUUCCCCAUAUUUCCUCAGAGUUUAUCCAGAGAUUUUUGCCUCGGGAGCUCCAGAUUGUCCGUACCCUGAACCACAAGAACAUCAUUCAGGUGUAUGAGAUGCUGGAAUCUUCUGAUGGGAAAAUCUACCUGGUGAUGGAGCUGGCGGAGGGAGGGGAUGUCUUUGACUGCGUACUGAAUGGAGGGCCGCUGCCUGAGAGCCGGGCCAAGGCCCUCUUCCGUCAGAUGGUCGAGGCCAUUCGCUACUGCCAUGGCUGUGGCGUGGCCCACCGGGACCUCAAGUGCGAGAACGCCUUGUUGCAGGGCUUCAACCUGAAGCUGACUGAUUUUGGCUUCGCCAAGGUGUUGCCCAAGUCACGCAGGGAGCUGAGCCAGACCUUCUGCGGCAGCACAGCCUAUGCCGCCCCUGAGGUGCUGCAGGGGAUCCCCCACGACAGCAAGAAGGGCGACGUCUGGAGCAUGGGCGUGGUCCUAUACGUCAUGCUCUGUGCCAGCCUACCUUUUGACGACACAGACAUCCCCAAGAUGCUGUGGCAGCAGCAGAAGGGGGUGUCCUUCCCCACUCAUCUGGGCAUCUCGGCCGAAUGCCAGGACCUGCUCAAGCGGCUCCUGGAACCAGACAUGAUCCUCCGGCCUUCAAUUGAAGAAGUUAGUUGGCAUCCAUGGCUAGCAAGCACUUGAUAAACGCAAUGGCAAUUCCUCCCCAAUAAAGCAAGGGGAGAAAGCAAACCUAAGAACUCGCUUCUAAAAUGGUGAUAUAUAUUUUACACUUUAAGUUUACUUGUCCAAAAACUGAUACAUACCUUUCCUGGCCUCACUUCUCUUCCCUUAAAGAGCUCCAUGGAACCAGAGGGCCUCACUCAAGGCUCCCCUUUAUGAGGGCUGGCAAGUGAUUUCCAACAGGUGUUUAACUAAAGCUAACUAGAACCGGACCCAGGUUCAAACACAUACAGGGGGAGGAGAGGUGAGGACAGGAGAAAAAUGAUAAAGAGCAACUGGAACCACUUUUGUUGCAACUUCCUUUCCAAAUAAAAGCAGAAGCCUCUUGACUCAUUGUCUUAGUGAGAGGCCUACCGAGGUCC